Pecten maximus is the source of this 10877-nucleotide messenger RNA. Its product is annotated as Golgi-specific brefeldin A-resistance guanine nucleotide exchange factor 1-like. The record is from RefSeq and is a predicted model, not a curated record. Lineage: Eukaryota; Metazoa; Mollusca; Bivalvia; Pectinida; Pectinidae. Gene Ontology annotation, molecular function: guanyl-nucleotide exchange factor activity. Gene Ontology annotation, biological process: regulation of ARF protein signal transduction.
UCUCCACGUCACAUUAUGUGACAUUAAUCGUAUCUGCAUGUAAAAAAUUGACGUUCCAGAUUGUUUGACGCCGAUUCAUGAAUAGCAAGAUGUGAAGCUGGACACGCACUGUAUAUUGGAUAUCAAAGUGUUUAGUUCAUUUUUACAUCCGAAACGGAUUAUACUCGUCAAGAUGUGAAACUAUACUUUGGUCGGCCAUUUUCAAGAAAUUCUGUUUGGAAUCGCCAAUAAUAUUGUUUAUGUAUAUCUGAACCUGUCAACAUGGAUCCACCAAAGAAUGGUAUCUAUAUUAUACAGGGAGAAAUCUCCCUGGUGGUCACUGCAAUGCGACGGUCAUCUCGCUGGUCAUCACACAACCUUCAAGAUGAGGAGGCUGAUCCUUUACUUGGUGCCUUCUCACAACUUAAAGAUGUUUUGAAUAAUAUAACAGAUUUGGACGAGAUUGAGCCCAAUGCAUUCCUCGGACCGUUUUUAGAUGUGAUACGAUCUGAAGACACAACUGGGCCAAUCACAGGACUUGCUCUAACUUCGGUUAACAAACUUCUAUCCUAUGGACUCCUUGAAGCCACCAUAGAUUCAACUCCAGCAGCUGUAGAAAACAUAGCGGAUGCAGUCACUCAUGCCCGGUUUGUAGGGACCGAUCCUGGAUCUGACGAAGUUGUACUCAUGAAAAUUUUACAUGUACUACGGACACUAUUGCUCUCACCAGUGGGUGUCCUUCUUACCAACGAAUCUGUGUGUGAAAUUAUGCAGUCCUGCUUCCGAAUCUGCUUUGAGAUGAGGCUUAGUGAACUCCUGAGAAAAUCUGCGGAACAUACUUUAAUGGACAUGGUUCAGCUGCUCUUCUCCCGCUUACCUCAGUUUAAAGAGGACCCCAAGUGGGUGGCUAGUAUGAAAAUGUUAAAGAUGAGAACAGGGGGAGUUGACCCCUCGAGGCACGUCAGGAAGAAAAGAUCGCCCCGCCCCAGACAGAAGCGUACCUCUCCAAAACCCAGCCUACAGCCUGGAGGUCCGGACAGAACAGAGAGCGGGGCAGCUGAGGCAAUUAACUAUGUAAACGCCCCCAGGGAGAGGCUCGCUACUACUCCUGGUACCCCCGGGGAUGAGGGGAUCAUUGACAUAUCCAAACAGUUCCAGGAUGCAUCUGAGAGAGAGAGACAGGAUAUGGAAAGUGAAAAUGUUGAAACUCUCCAGGCAACAGAUGAAGAUAAGCCACCUCCAGGAGAGGAGAGCUCGGAACAAGGGGAAGAACAAAUCGAGAGCUCAGCUCCUCAUGUCACACUGUCUGUACCCGAAGAGGAAGAAAUGGUAUACAACCGAAAGUGGAGUGAACCGGAGCUGUACAAUGAAGAAGGAGACCAAGUCAGUCUGGUGUCAGAGGCUGGAGACGACAGCGAAUCGGUACAGUCUGCUGCAGAUGUGUCGGACAGUGCGGCCCAGGACGACUAUGUAAACCCUCGGGGUGUAAGAUUCACACCCCAUCAGUCCAGAGAAGGAUCUGCCCCUUUGAUUCCGUAUGGUCUGCCGUGCGUUAGGGAGCUGUUCCGGUUCCUGAUUUCCCUGACCAAUCCAAUUGACCGUCACAACACAGAUGUUAUGAUCCACAUGGGACUGAGUCUUCUGACCGUGGCCUUUGAGUCCGGAGCUGACCACAUCGGACAAUAUAACUCCCUAUUGUUCCUGGUCAAGGAUGAAAUGUGUCGACACCUCUUUCUGCUGUUACAGUCGGAGAGGUUGUCUCUGUUUUCUGCCUCCCUGCGUGUAUGCUUCCUUGUGUUUGAGUCCAUUAGAAGCCACCUGAAGUUGCAGCUGGAGAUGUACCUGACAAAACUCACAGAUAUCAUUAUUUCCGAGUCUCCGAGAAUAUCCUUUGAAAUCCGUGAGAUCGCUCUGGAAUCUAUUGUUCAGCUCUGGAGGAUUCCCGGCCUGGUCACGGAGCUCUAUCUGAAUUACGACUGUGAUCUUUACUGUUCCAAUCUGUUUGAGGAUCUCACAAAAUUACUUUCCAAGAAUGCAUUCCCUGUGCAAGGCCUAUUCUCCACCCACCUGUUGUCGCUGGACGCUUUACUGACCGUAGUGGACAGCAUCGAACAGCACUGUCACAGCCGCAUACUGACCACAACAAAGAAAGCCACGGACACAGAGGUCAAGGUCACAGAGGAAACCAGUGAAGGUGAUAAGACAGAAGAGACUCCCCCUGUUGAGGGUACAGAACAGACCAAACCAAGUGCACCCUUGCUAGGGCCCCCCACGUCGGGAUACGCCAUGGGGCAGAGAAUUCUGCAGUCAAAAGAACAGACCCCAUCAGAUGCACUAAAACCUGUCAAAGUGAAGGAUAUGGGGAGACGGGGUCCACAGAUACGACCAAACAGGAUGAAGGCGUCGGUCAAGAUUCCGGGGACAGAAGAAUUGUCCACAGUCAAACACAAGAAAAAGGUUUAUUAUACAGGCACAGAACAAUUUAACCAGAAACCCUCUAAAGGUAUCGCCUUCCUCCAGGAACAGAACCUGUUGAGUACCCCACUCGACCCGGGAGAGGUCAUCACCUUCCUAAAGGAAAACCCACGCCUAGACAAGGCCAUGAUUGGCGAGUAUAUUGCCAAAAAGGCAAACGCCAAAGUCUUGGAAGCCUUUGUCAAGUCGUUUAACUUUGAAGACUUGCGUGUAGACGAGGCUUUGAGGAUGUACCUGGAAGCAUUCCGUCUACCUGGAGAGGCCCCAGUCAUUUCCUACCUCAUUGAGCAUUUCUCAGACCAUUGGCAUAAAAGCAAUGCAGAGCCAUUCGUCAACGUUGAUGCUGCGUUCACACUCACCUAUGCUGUGAUAAUGCUCAACGUCGAUCAACACAACCACAACGCCAAAAAACAAAACGUUCCCAUGACUGUGGAGCAAUUUAAGAAGAACUUGAAAGACUGUAACGGUGGGAUCGAGUUUGAUCAUGACAUGUUGGAGGAGAUUUAUAAUGCAAUCAAAAACGAUGAAAUUGUGAUGCCGGCAGAACACACAGGUCUAGUCCGGGAGAAUUAUCUGUGGAAGGUACUUCUUCGGCGUGGUACUACAAAAGACGGAAUGUUUGUUCAUGUGCCUUCCGGAGCCUUCGACCAUGACCUUUUCUCUCUCAUAUGGGGCCCCACUGUCGCAGCACUGUCAUUUGUGUUUGAUAAGAGCGGCGAUGAGACGAUUAUACAGAAAGCUAUCGCAGGAUUUAGGAAAUGUGCCAUGAUUUCAGCACACUAUGGAAUGAGUGACGUGUUUGAUAAUCUAGUCAUAUCUCUGUGCAAGUUUACGACACUUCUCAGCUCCGUCGAGAGCCCUGAGAAUUUACCAAUUGUGUUCGGAGGCAACCUAAAAGCCCAACUGGCGGCAAGAACAGUGUUCGGUCUGGCCCAUCGUCAUGGCGACAUUCUACGCGAAGGCUGGAAAAACAUAAUGGACUGUAUGCUACAGUUGUAUCGUGCCAAACUUUUACCCAAAGGUCUAAUAGAGGUGGAAGAUUUUGUUGAUUCCACGGGGAAAAUCAGUAUAAUUAAAGAGGAGGCUGCCACUAACCAAAGAUCGGAGAGUGGCGUAUUAAGUAGUUUCUACUCCUACUUCACAUCCGAGUCACAAAAUACGAAAGGUCCGACACCAGAAGAACAAGAGGCUAGUCGACAGGCCCAGAACUGUAUCCGCGACUGUCACCUAGAACAACUUAUCACAGAAAGCAAGUUUCUACGCGAGGAUUCUCUACAGGAGCUGAUAAAGGCGAUGAUCUUUGCCUCCCAGGGUCCAGAGGCCCAUCAUUCCAUGGGAACUGUAUUUGAUGAAGAUGCAUCUGUAUUUUUCCUCGAACUUCUAGUAAAAGUCGUGCUACAAAACAGGGAUAGAGUAACUCCGGUUUGGCAGGGAGUUCGGGACCAUAUAUACAAUUUAACUGUGAAUGCUGGCGAUCAUACAUUCCUAGUGGAGCGAGCUGUUGUUGGAAUUCUAAGACUGUCAAUCCGACUUUUACGUCGCGAGGAUAUUGCUUCUCAGGUUUUAACCUCCCUACGUAUACUGUUGAUGAUGAAACCAAGUGUCAUUCACAAUGUGGCGCGCCAAGUAUCGUUUGCGCUUCAUGAACUUUUACGGACUAAUGCGGCCAAUAUACACACGGCCCAGGAUUGGUAUACUCUUUUUAUGCUGCUGGAGGUGGUUGGUGCGGGAGCGAACCCUCCGCCUAUACUACAGACGCACGCUGAACGGGAACUCCCGGACGCUCUCUCCGAUGCUGGUGCCCAGAGUGAUAGCGAGGUGCCGAGCGGGUCAAAUCUAACCGAUGGCUACCUAGAAAGGGGCUAUACUUCGGACAGUGAACUGUACGAAUCUCAAAGCAAGAACCAUCGCAGUCCGUCCCCACUCGAGGUCAGACCGGUCCCUGAGAAUGGAAGUUGGCUCUUGGUGAACAAAGAGAGUCAGAAUCUAGGGAAGGAGGAGGAAGCAGUUCCAAAAGUCCAGCCCCUCUCCAACCAGUAUACUAUAGAACUUCCGGAGGAACUCUGUUACUGUGAUAGCAAGUCUCUCAUCAAGUCCUCGGAGACACUCUCCUUCUUGGUACGCGAUGCGGCUCACGUCACGCCACUCAACUUCGAGAGCUGCGUCCAUGCCAUUCGCUCAUUUGUGGAAGCCAGUAUCAAUGGAGGACGUCAGCGGACUUCAGCACCUGUGAGGCACACAAAACACGGGAAAGUACCCCAUAAAGUGUCCAAAUCUAAAAAGGAACAAGAUAAAAUGAAGCGUUCACACUCGUCGCCAACACACCUACACAAUAUGGUCUCCUCUGAUGAUGAGGGGGAGGGAGAAUCAACAGCCGCUGGCCUUCACUCGCUGUCAAUCCAGCUGUUGGAUUUAAUGCACACCCUCCACACUCGGGCCGCCUCCAUUUACACGUCCUGGGCCAAGGAGGAUCAUUCUUCCGAGGAGUGUGAGGCGUUCGAUGCUGGUCACAGUUCUCUGUGGGUCAGGUGUUGGUGCCCUCUACUCCAAGGAAUUGCCCGUCUGUGUUGUGAUACCCGGCGACAGGUUCGUAGUCAAGCUUUAACAUACCUACAGAGGGCGCUACUGGUACACGAUCUUCAAACACUAUCAGCAGCAGAAUGGGAGGCAUGUUUUAACAAGGUGCUGUUUCCACUUCUGAGUAAGCUACUAGAGAAUAUCAACCAGCAGGAUCCGACCGGUAUGGAGGAGACACGCAUGCGGGCCUCGACACUCCUGUGCAAGGUGUUUCUGCAGCACCUAAGUCCACUUUUGUCCCUAAGUACCUUUACCGCACUCUGGCUGACCAUACUGGACUUCAUGGACAAGUACAUGCAUGCAGACAAGAGCGACCUCCUGCUGGAGGCGAUCCCUGAAUCACUGAAGAACAUGUUACUGGUGAUGGACACUGCGGGGAUUUUCCAGACCAUGGAUGGAACAGAGUCCCAACUGUGGAAACUCACCUGGGACAGAAUCGACACAUUCCUACCUCACCUGCGCCAGGAAUUGUUCAAGUCUCACCAAUCUGAAACAAAGAAAGUGAUUCAGACCCAGCCAUUGAGUGAGGUACCUACCCCCACCCCUACAGACGCUCCUGCUCCACCCCCGGGGACUGCACAGGAACCCCAGAGACAAGAGGAGGUACCCCUUGAGGGUGUAACGGUUGUGAAUAAUGACACAGGACUUCCUUCAGCUGGUCUGGAGCAUCACCCCCCGGGCACUCUGACCUACCCCUACUACCAACAAACACAACAGCCCUCCCCACCCUACUUGCUCCACACCCCCACUCCCCUCACAAACACGCCCCUCCUCCUCACAGAGACUGACGGGGGCACUGCGGCCAUGUCCAGGGUACCGCUGUUACUUAACCCAGAUAUAAUGCAGGGUACGCCCGUACCUUAUAUUUCUCCACAAAAAGCAACAGGAUUGAUGACAGAAAACCCGUGAUAAAUUCUCCGUCUCAUGCUAAAUCUACAGGAAUCUACCCUGUACACGACGUGUGAUACAUCUUAUGUGAUACAGAAUUCCAUUGGACAGAGAAUAUGUAACAAGACAUGCCAUUGGUCCACAUUUGGAAUCACAAUGACAAUGGCCAUAUGAAUUAUGGAAGACUAUCAAUAUCACAAGCAAAAUGUUACACAGCUUUUUAUUGGAUUCAUCAAUGACUUGUAACACACAACACCAUUGGCUAGUUAGCUGGUUAGAUUAAAUACUCUAUGAUUUCCAUUGGCCCAUAGAAAUUUCCCAUUCAUCGUGUAACAUGGGAUGCCAUUGGCUCAGUUUGAUGUUACACUGCUUUCCAUUGGCCUUUACAAAUCUUUGCCAAUGUACAAUUGGAAACUGUUGGAACAAUCAAAUGGAUUGAAGGCAAAGGGUUGUCUGCAUAAACAUUCAGAUCCAUGUUCCUUUGAAUUCUGCCAAUGGUUGAUAAGAGAUUUCUGUCUCAUUGAAUCAGGUUUCCUAUAAAACAGAGUUUACCAUUGGACAAUUUACCAGUUAUUCUUCCAAUCAGAGAAAAGCACUAAUUAAGCUGUAUGUGAUAUAUAACACUGCCAGCCAUUGGAUGAUAUAGACGUAAGGCUUUGUUAUUAUUUGGUUGGCAACGGUACAGCAUGGUGAUGAUGCUAUGUGUGAAUGAACGCCUAGAAGAUUGGUAUAUGUGUAUAUAACAAAGGACACAAUUGGGCAUGAGUGUCUGUCACAAGUCUUCUGAUUGGUUGAUACAAAUUUUAUUUCUACAUUUAAGACUAACAAACAAAUUUCUGUACAGAAAAUAUUAGCUUGUUUUAUUUGUCAGAAUAGAGUGCAACACUGCAUAUAUUUUGUUAGUGUCUGGUUGAUAUAUUAUAAAACAGUUCCUGAUUGGUUCUAUACAGAACAUAAAACAGUGUGUGAUUGGUCACUGUGUAUUUGAAAUGAGAGACAGCAUUUGAUUGGUCGAGAUAGAAUAGACAUUAUAAUUAUAGACUAUUUGAUUGGUCAAUGAAUGGAUUUUGAUUGGUCAAUGAAUGGAUUGUAAGGCAGAUGUUGAUUGAUAGAUAGACAAGCCCCAUGUCAUUUUCACAAUUGUCUGAAUUGAGAGAAUUUUCUCAAAAACAACACCUUUCAGCUCAAAGUUUAUAUUAACAGCUGUAUAUUAAUCAUGUAUUAUAUAAAAUAUUCCUGUAAAAUAAUUUAAUGAAUUUUCUAGUACCGGGUAUUAUUAUUCGUUUUUCUCUUGCAAAUAAAGGCAUAUCUUGUAAUUGUGAUGCAUUCUUGAAUUAAACUUUAUUAGCAUUGUUGAAACUCGCGCAGAUAUCUUCAAAUUGCAUUUGAAUAUACAUGUAGUAUUGGUGGAGAUGAAUUAGCUGGUUGUUCACUUGACAAGAAAAAAUUCUAAUACGAAGAAAAUUGUGGUGUUGUAUGAUUGUGAAAGAGUGGUAAGUGUUAAUUUUUUAGAGAGCUGGAUAUAAAUGUGUGUCACAGAUACAUUUCCAAAGCUGAAAUAAAGCAGACAAAUAUUAAUUGUUAACUUUUAAGCCACUGCUUUCAUUACGAGGUGCCAAUUUUAUUUUCCUUAGCUUUCCAAGUAUAAUUAAGUUUAUUAUCUGUUAAUAUAUCCCAUAUUAAAUAUGACGUAUAAAAAUCGAGUUAUGCGGAAUUUGUUUGUCCUAUGGAUGAAUAUACUUAUGUUCCUUAAAGGAGCUGUUUUUUUUCAUUUUUGUUUUGUUUUGUUUGUUUUCAUUUUUUUUUUUUUUUUUUUGAGAGGAGGGAGGUAUAUUGAUGAAAUUUUCGGUCAACAAAAAAAAUGAACUGGAUAUAAUUUUAGACAAAUAUACAGAUUUAAACCUGUGUUCUUAGGCAAUUGAGAUCAGAAUAUUUUCUGUAAAUGUCCACAUUUAUGGAAUUGACUAACUCCCCUAUUUUUUUUAGAUUUUAGUUAAUUAGAAUCUUAAUCAGUAAUUAAAAUUCAAAAUGUGUUAGCUUAAAAAAAGUAGUUAAAACGAACUUUUAACUUAGUUUAAAAAAGUAGUUAAAACCAUCUUUUAACUUUAGAUUAUUGUGGCUCUUUUUUCUGGCUUUUGGAGUUUCUGAGCGAUUGUUAAAUAAUGUAAACAGUGUCAGGAAAACUGAAUGUGGAGAAACUUGGUUUUUACCCAAAAUAUACAGCUAGAAGGGUGUAGAGUUUGAUGUAGUUGGAAUGGGAAGGGGUAAAGAAAUUCUUUGAGUAACCUGGAUAGCAAUGAAACAGAGUUCAUUUGUGAAUUAUUUUAAGAUAAAUUGUACAUUUGUAAACUAGAUAAUGCAUGUAAAUGUAAACAGAAGAGAAAGAUGUGGCUGAAGGAGAAAUUGAGCAAGCGUUGUUGGUGAAAAGGAGAACUUUGAUUUUUUGUAUGUACAAGAAGUUAUCUACAGAACUAUUUUACACAAUAAAUGUUCAACUGCUUGUAUAUAGAUCAGAUAAAUUAUUGUUGUUGACAGAAAAAAUUGUAAACAUGUUAAUUAUUAAUAUCAAUUAUUUUGAUUGUUUGUGUUGUGCAAUAUUUGAUUUUAUCAAAUUUUCCGGUAUUGCAAAAUUAUCCAUUUUCUUUUCAAUUUUUCGAUAUUAUAUUUUUUAGAAAUAUUUUAUCACAGUUUUCAAAUCUGCUUUUAUGGGCAAUUUUGAUAUUAACAUGAUAAAUCAAUCAGAUAAUUUCACUUACUUUGUUUGAAAUGGAUCGUCCGAAUAAAAAACAGAAACAGACGGGAUAAGAGUAUAACUGAGCUUAAAAUCCAACAUAAAUCUGGUGACAGUUUUAUGGAGGAAGUUAGUCUGGCAAAACAAAACAAAAUAUUUAGAUAUAAAUUUUGUAAUUUUAAAUAUGAUAAGUAAUUUCUAGAUUUAAAUGAAUAGAUAUAAGAAUUACAAAAUGUAAGAUUUUUGCAGUAUGAACAGAAUUUUAUUUUCGGGAAAAUUAAAACAACACUUCAAAAUUAUUUUUCAAAGUUUAAUGCACAUACAGUAUGUGUCAUAGCACAUACCAUUAGGAAAAAUUGUUAAAUUCUUACAGUUUUGAUUUGAAGUUUGUAUUGGAUUUGCAGUUUACAAUUUCUAAAAUGUCAUGGUUGUACAAUAUGAAUGUAUUCCAACGUCAGGGUAUUAGAAUAAGAAAUUAUUAUUUUCCGUAUCCGUAAUCCAACCCUUAGUGUUGUUACUCUUGGACAACUAACCCCUCACCAACAAUAUAUCUUCUUAUACAUUUCUGACAGUAAAAGUGCUUGUUACUCAUAAGUGUAGUCCAAACAUGCAGUCCACACUGAUAAUUACCGUAAUCAUUCGUUGGCCUUCCAUUUGGGGCCGCGGUGGCCGAGUGGUUAAGGUGUCCCAACACUUAUCACUAACCUUCCACCUCUGGGUUGCGAGUUUGAAACCUACGUGGGGCAGUUGCCAGGUACUGACCAUUGGCCGGUGGUUUUUCUCCGGGUACUCUGGGUUUCCUCUACCUCCAAACCUGGCAUGUCCUUAAAUGACCCUGGCUGUAAAUAGUACGAUAAACAAAAUAAAACCUAAAACCUGGACUUCCAUGUACUCUUUAAUAUAUAAAAUAAACCUGGUUUAAUUCAAAAUAAUGAAAAAAGAAAGUUUCAGAAAGGAAUAAUUCUAGAAAAUAAUUCUAGAAAAUUUAGCUUUUUCCAGUGGAGAAUUUCCCAAACCAUCUGACUGCUGCAAAGUGAUAAUUAACUUAUUGUGUACUUUACGGUAAUUGGUUUCCAAGAAAUACAUUCAUUGAAUGGCUGUCAGCAUGUUACUAUUUAUAGUUUCAUCACAUUGUCAUAUGUUUUGGAUAUAAAAACGGUUGUGUUCAUCUUGAGAUUUUAAUAUUAUGAACAUUAUCUAGUUUUGGUGCCGUAUUUAUCCACAGAUAAGCCCCCCUUUAAAAUUUUUGUAGAAUCAUCAAUUUUGAAAUGUUAAGUUAAAUAUGGCUCACAAAUAAAGGGCUUAUUUGAGGACAAACAUGAUAUCUGAUUACAUAACUGUUGAUUUGUAUUCGUGGGUAUUUUGUUCAUUUUAAAAUGUAAAAGAGACUAUCUAGGUUUUCCACCAUGUAAAAUGACAACCUUCACAAGUAGGAUAAUUUGAAAUUAAAAAUCUUUUUAAUCGACAUGUAAAUCAAUAUCAAUUUUAUUUUAAAUCUGUUGCAUCAUUAAAGUUAUGAUUUCUCUUUAAACUAAUUAAUAAUAAUUAUUACUUCAUUCAGCUUUGAUUGACAAAAUAUUGAUGCAAUUUUAAGGGCAUAUAAGUUUUAAGAUUUCUGUAUGUAUAUAUGUAAAAAAAAAAAAAUCCCAAAAACUGAAGUGUCUUUGUUCGGUUUAUACAGGUUUACUGUUCAGUAUAGACAGUUCAUCUUUACUCAGUUUAUUCAGGCAAGUACUCUUUAGUUGGUAGGUUUUACUGGUGAAUUAUUUUUCACAGGUGUUCAAUUUAGACAGGCUUCAGUGUUUAGUGUAGAUAGGAUGUCACAUGUUGGACCUAGUUAUUAAUGUCCAAUCAAACAGCUUAGACUGUUAAGUUAAGUUUAUGAUGCUUUAAUAAACAAACUUUACAUAUUUCUGCAUUCUGGCAAGAAUUUCUCUUAAUUCCAUUGAACUUGUUUAUUCUUUAACCUUUAACUUUGACCUAUUGUUGGGAAGCUGAAUGUUUAACCUUUGACCUCCCAGUUCAACUUUGACUUAUUGUAGGGAAGCUGAUUGUCCAUUGUUCUGAGGUCAAGCUGGCCCAUAAAAAUGUGUUGUAAUUCCUUACUAUUUAUUAUUGUUGAUGUUUUGUGUGUACCUGUGAUUCUUAAUAUGUGAUAUAUAUGUAUAUCAAAUAUUGCACUAUACCCAAUGUCCUGACAUUGAAAUAAAUUUCAAGGUCAAACUAC